AUGAAUUCGACACAAUCGUUCAAAUCCAAUCCUUUGAACAAGAUCAUCAGUCUCUCCAUACUCCUAUCUAUGGGGUUUCUUCUUGUGAUUUUGGCAGGAAUCUAUGGCAAUUGGUUUCCCAUCAUCAUUGGCAUCAUUUUUGGGAUCGCCCAUUUGCCUGUAGCCAUAACGAGGGCUGUGGCCUCAUCGUCGGACUACGACUUCAACUUUGAUCCCAGCUCAUCUUCUGCUGGAAAUGUAGUCAAGGAGUUCGGUGAGUUUUUGUCGGCCUUUUUGGUAAUGACCGGGUUGUACUUGCCGGUUUUGUUGGAGCACUCGCAUAUUCUCACCAAGACUGCUAUGGUUCUUACGAUUGUAGGAGGCUGCUUGAUCUACGGGACGGUCUACACCUUUAGUCUGUUCUUUGAUGAGCCUGAGGAGGAAGACGUAGUGGCCGACCUCGGUGGAGGGGUCAUCUGA
Molecule: messenger RNA, 459 nt
Organism: Scheffersomyces stipitis CBS 6054
Lineage: Eukaryota; Fungi; Ascomycota; Pichiomycetes; Serinales; Debaryomycetaceae
Exons: 1
Coding region: 1-459 (152 amino acids)
Biological process (GO): late endosome to vacuole transport via multivesicular body sorting pathway
Cellular component (GO): Vps55/Vps68 complex; endosome
Source: RefSeq, a predicted model, not a curated record